AUCCACUGGGGUCCCCAGCUCCAGCGCGGGGGAUGCCAGGGGACAGCAUCGAGGAUCAAGGUACGUGUGGUCCCGAGCAGGAGGCAGUGGCCCCCCAGGCUUGGCACUGUUCUGCUUCUGUGGGGCAAGACCCCCAUCCCCAGAGCAGCUGCGGUUGGGGACCCCAGGGAUCCAGUGGGGACCCAGGGGGGACAGAAGUGCCAGGGCUGGGGACAAUCUGGGGUCCAGCAUCCCUGGAUAUGGGACUCACACAGGGUGACUGGGACUGGGCAUCGCCAUCUGGACACUGGUACCCACCAUACUGGGACACUGGGGCUGCCCGUUCACCCUGGCUGGGGUAAUGCAACACCCCCCCCCCUGUCCCAGCCUGACUCGGGGAGGAAUUUUCCAUUCCCGAAUGGAGGGUGGGGGAAGGCGUGUGUUUGCAGCAGCCCCCUUCUCUCCCUCCCCUCGCCCGUCACUGGAGCAGCUCGGGAAGGCGCCUGCCACAUCCGCCUCUGGCAAGGCGCAGAGCAAAAGCCUCCCGGGAGGGAGAGGUCCCUGGAGGGGACCGGGGACCCCAGGGGCAGCCUGCACCCCACUUUCCAGAGAAGCCGCCCUGCCUGCAGCCAUGCCGCUGCCCCUUGCCUGCUGCCGGGACGGGGAAGCCCUGACAGCAGCUCGGGAUGGCAGUGCUGCCCAGCUCACCAUCGGCGUCCUGCGAGCCACCAGGAUCCCAGGGCUGCACUACAUGUGCACCCGACCACAGUCCCGCCUGCGCCGCCUGCUCUGGAGCCUGGCCUUCCUGGCCUCCGCUGGGCUGCUGGCCACGGGCACCGCCGACCGCCUGCACCACCUGCUCUCGCACCCCGUGCACACCCGGGCACGCCUCGCCCAGGCCCCGCAGCUCCACUUCCCGGCCGUCACCCUCUGCAACCCCAACCGGGCACGCUUCCUGCACCUCACCAAGCCCGACCUCUACUCAGUGGGGCAGUGGUUGGGGCUGGCCCAGGAGAACCACUCGCUGGUGCCCGAGAUGCUGGCCGUGCUGGGGGAGGACCGGCGCGCGUGGCUGAUGCGUCUCGCCAACUACUCGCGCUUCUUGCCACCUCGCCGCUCCGAGCACACCAUGCAGAGCUUCUUCCACCGCCUGGGCCACCAGAUCGAGGACAUGCUGGUGGAGUGCCGCUUUGGGGGAGAGCGCUGUGGCCCCCAGCACUUCGCCCCCGUGAGUCCCUGCCUGGCAUGACUGCCCCAUGGAGGCUGGGAGUGAUGCUUCACCCCUCCACAGCAAGGGCAGAGGGGUGGCAGUGAGAGGCUUAGAUGAGCCCUUUCAAGGGCCACGCAAGACUGUUGCCCCCUUCCAGCACCACCAUGGGGUUGGAAAGGGUCCCUGGACCUCACCGGGCUUGCAGAAUGCCUGCUCCAUCACCACCCCUUUCUCC
Athene cunicularia (burrowing owl) is the source of this 1424-nucleotide messenger RNA. RefSeq names its product acid-sensing ion channel 1C-like. Gene Ontology annotation, molecular function: ligand-gated sodium channel activity. The transcript has a single exon. Gene Ontology annotation, biological process: sodium ion transmembrane transport. Gene Ontology annotation, cellular component: membrane. Lineage: Eukaryota; Metazoa; Chordata; Aves; Strigiformes; Strigidae. The record is from RefSeq and is a predicted model, not a curated record. Bases 341 to 1228 code for a protein of 295 amino acids.